This is a messenger RNA of Aedes albopictus (Asian tiger mosquito), 532 nucleotides long. RefSeq names its product histone H2A. Gene Ontology annotation, biological process: heterochromatin formation. The record is from RefSeq and is a predicted model, not a curated record. Lineage: Eukaryota; Metazoa; Arthropoda; Insecta; Diptera; Culicidae. Gene Ontology annotation, cellular component: nucleosome; chromatin. The transcript has a single exon. The coding region runs from base 113 to 487 and encodes 124 amino acids. Gene Ontology annotation, molecular function: protein heterodimerization activity; DNA binding; structural constituent of chromatin.
GUUAGUCAUAUGCAGUAUAACAAAAGUAUAAAAGAGACACCGGCGACCGUUUCGGUAUCAGUUCAAUUCAUUUUGUAGCAGUGAUAACAUCCGCAUUAUCGAAAUCGACAGUAUGUCUAGCCGUGGUAAAGGAGGCAACGCUAAGGCAAAGCCGAAAUCUCGUUCGAGCCGCGCAGGUUUACAGUUUCCAGUCGGUCGGACCCACCGUCUGCUCAGAAAAGGCAACUAUGCUGAACGUGUUGGUGCCGGCGCUCCCGUCUAUUUGGCUGCUGUGAUGGAAUAUCUGGCAGCUGAAGUUCUGGAGUUGGCAGGAAAUGCCGCUCGUGAUAACAAGAAGUCCAGAAUCAUCCCGCGUCACUUGCAGUUGGCCAUUCGGAACGAUGAAGAGUUGAACAAAUUGCUGACCGGAGUAACCAUUGCUCAGGGUGGCGUGCUUCCGAACAUCCAGGCCGUGCUGCUACCCAAGAAGACCGAGAAGAAGGCCUAAAUCAACUGUCGUCGUCGAUCAAUCACAAAACCGUCCUUUUCAGGA